AUGGCGGGCGUGGAUACGGCUCUGUUGGUCAACGACGUGUGUGGUCAGCCAUUACCAUGGGAACACUGCUGCCCCUGGGGCUUCUUCGACGGGAAACUCUUCCAGACCAAACUGGCCCGCGCCGCCCGAGACCGCCAGGCCCUGCUCGACAUGUGUGAAGGACAGGUUGGUCGGGGGGUGGGGUGUAGAGGCGUACCAGUAGCCGGAUGGUUGCUGGUUCAAUCCCCGGGCCAGCAGGCGAUACAAAAAUGGGAAUGCUUUCUGUGACCCAUGUAAAAGGCUUACUCGACUUCUGGUAUUUAUAAGUAUAAUAUUGUCUCUGUCCAACAGGAGGAGCUGGUGUCUCGUGUGGAGAAGAUGCGUCAGGCCAUCCUAGAAGGAAUCAACUUCUCUCGUCCUCCUCCCCCUCCUCCCCCUCUCCCCCCUCCUUCCUUCUUGCCUCCUCCCCCCUUCUACCCUCUGCCUCCCCUCUACCCCCCCCGGCCCAUGGGCAACAUGCCCCCCCACCACCACCCUCAUCAUCCUCACCCUCAUCACCACACACACCCAGCCCAGCACAGACCCAGAGCCUUCCCAGGUGAGCAUCGCACACACACACGUUCACAAGCGCACACACACGUAUCCAAUAGAUCAAUGCACAGAUCAAGACACUGUGACAUUGGUUUUAGACAAUACACUGAGACAUUGGUGUUAGAUCCAAGACACUGAGACAUUGGUUAGAUCCAAUACACUGAGACAUUGGUGUUAGACAAUACACUGAGACAUUGGUGUUAGAUCCAAUACACUGAGACAUUGGUGUUAGAUCCAAGACACUGAGACAUUGGUGUUAGACAAUACACUGAGACAUUGGUGUUAGACAAUACACUGAGACAUUGGUGUUAGAUCCAAGACACUGAGACAUUGGUGUUAGACAAUACACUGAGACAUUGGUGUUAGACAAUACACUGAGACAUUGGUGUUAGAUCCAAGACACUGAGACAUUGGUUUUAGACCAAUACACUGAGACAUUGGUGUUAGACAAUACACUGAGACAUUGGUGUUAGAUCCAAGACACUGAGACAUUGGUUUUAGACAAUACACUGAGACAUUGGUGUUAGAUCCAAUACACUGAGACAUUGGUGUUAGAUCCAAGACACUGAGACAUUGGUUUAGAUCAAACACUGAGACAUUGGUGUUAGACAAUACACUGAGACAUUGGUGUUAGACCAAUACACUGAGACAUUGGUGUUAGACAUCAUGGACUUUAGAUCAUACACUGAGAUGUUUGAUAUUGGAUUUUUGGAUCCCAUUAGUUCCUGCACAACCUGGUUAUUAGGAUCCCCAUUAGUUCCUGCCAAGGCAGCAGCUACUCUUCCUGGGGUUUAUUAUGGAUCCCCAUUAGUUCCUGCCAAGGCAGCAGCUACUCUUCCUGGGGUUUAUUAUGGAUCCCCAUUAGUUCCUGCCAAGGCAGCAGCUACUCUUCCUGGGGUUUAUUAUGGAUCCCCAUUAGUUCCUGCCAAGGCAGCAGCUACUCUUCCUGGGGUUUAUUAUGGAUCCCCAUUAGUUCCUGCCAAGGCAGCAGCUACUCUUCCUGGGGUUUAUUAUGGAUCCCCAUUAGUUCCUGCCAAGGCAGCAGCUACUCUUCCUGGGGUUUAUUAUGGAUCCCCAUUAGUUCCUGCCAAGGCAGCAGCUACUCUUCCUGGGGUUAUUAUGGAUCCCCAUUUAGUUCCUGCCAAGGCAGCAGCUACUCUUCCUGGGGUUUGUUAUGGAUCCCCAUUAGUUCCUGCCAAGGCAGCAGCUACUCUUCCUGGGGUUUAUUAUGGAUCCCCAUUAGUUCCUGCCAAGGCAGCAGCUACUCUUCAUGUGAGUAGUACAGUGAGGGAAAUAAGUAUUUGACUCCCUCUCAAUCAGAAAGAGUUCUGGCUCCCAGGUGUCUUUUAUACAGGUAACGAGCUGAGAUUAGGAGCACACUCUUAAAGGGAGUGCUCCUAAUCUCAGUUUGUAACCUGUAUAAAAGACACCUGUCCACAAAAGCAAUCAAUCAAUCAGAUCUGCACUCACUAACUGUAAGUCGCUCUGGAUAAGAGCCUCUGCUAAAUGACUAAAAUGUAAAUGCAUGGGUGACCGAGCUGUGUGCCAGUAGCUCAAACAGGCAGCUCGGUUCAUUCAACAUGUCAAUACCUCUCACAAAUACAAGUAGUGAUGAAGUCAAUCUCUCCUCCACUUUGAGCCAGGAGAGAUUGACAUGCAUAUUAUUAAUGUUAGCUCUCUGUGUACAUCCAAGGGCCAGCUGUGCUGCCCUGUUCUGAGCCAAUUGCAAUUUUCCUAAGUCCCUCUUUGUGGCACCUGACCACACGACUGAACAGUAGUCCAGGUGUGACAAAACUAGGGCCUGUAGGACCUUCAUUGUUGAUAGUGUAGUUAAGAAGGCAGAGCAGCGCUUUAUUAUGGACAUACUUCUCCCCAUCCUAGCUACUGUUGCAUCAAUAUGUUUGGACCAUGACAGUUUACAAUCCAGGGUUACUCCAAGCAGUUUAGUCACCUCAACUUGCUCAAUUUCCACAUUAUUUAUUACAUGAUUUAGUUGAGGUUUAGGGUUUAGUGAAUGAAAUGUCCCAAAUACAAUGCUUUUAGUUUUAGAAAUAUUUAGGACUAACUUAUUCCUUGCCACCCAUUCUGAAACUAACUGCAGCUCUUUUUAAAGUGUUGCAGUCAUUUCAGUCGCUAUAGUAGCUGACGUGUAUAGUGUUGAGUCAUCCACAUACAUAGACACACUGGCUUUACUCAAAGCCAGCGGAAUGUCAUUAGUAAAGAUUGAAAUAAGUAAGGGGCCUAGACAGCUGCCCUGGGGAAUUCCUGAUUCUACCUGGAUUAUGUUGGAGAGGCUUCCAUUAAAGAACACCCUCUGUGUUCUGUUAGACAGGUAACUCGUUAUCCACAAUAUAGCAGGGGGUGUAAAGCCAUAACACAUACGUGUUUCCAGCAGCAGACUAUGAUCGAUAAUGUCAAAAGCCGCACUGACAUCUAACAAAACAGUCCCCACAAACAUUUUAUCAUCAAUUUCUCCCAGCCAAUCAUCAGUCAUUUGUGUAAGUGCUGUGCUUGUUGAAGGUCCUUCCCUAUAAGCUUGCUGAAAGUUUGUCAGUUUGUUUACUUUAAAAUAGCAUUGUAUCUGGUCAAACACAAUAUUUUCUGAAAGUUUACUAAGGGUUGGUAACAGGCUGAUUGGUCAGCUAUUUGAGCCAUUAAAGGUGGCUUUACUAUUCUUAGUUAGCGGAAUGACUUUUGUUUCCCUCCAGGCCUGAGGGGGCACACUUUCUGGUAGGCUUAAAUUGAAGAUAUGGCAAAUAGGAGUGGCAAUAUCGUCCGCUAUUAUCCUCAGUAAUUUUCCAUCCAAGUUGUCAGACUCCGGUGGCUUGUCAUUGUUAAUAGACAACAAUACUUUUUUCACCUCUUCCACACUCACUUUACAGAAUUCAAAAUUACAAUGGUGUCUUUCAUAUUUUGAUCAGAUUUUUGUUGCAUUACAAAAUGUAACUUAAAUUGAUUUUUAUUUGGAUUUCAUGUAAUGGACAUACACAAAAUAGUCCAAAUUGUUGAAGUGAAAUGAAAAAGAUAACUUGUUUCAAAAAAUUAUAAAAAAUUAAUAAAAGUGGUGUGUGCAUAUGUAUUCACCCCCUUUGCUCUGAAGCCCCUAAAUAAGAUCUGGUGCAACCAAUUACCUUCAGAAGUCACAUCAUUAGUUAAAUAAAGUCCACCUGUGUGCAAUCUAAGUGUCACAUGAUCUCAGUAUAUAUAUAUAUAUAUAUAUAUAUAUAUAUAUACUCCUGUUCUGAAAGGCCCCAGAGUCUGCAACACCACUAAGCAAGGGGCACCACCAAGCAAGCAGCACCAUGAAGACCAAGGAGCUCUUCAAACAGGUCAGGGACAAAGUUGUGGAGAAGUACAGAUCAGGGUUGGGUUAUAAAAAAAUAUCUGCAACUUUGAACAUCCCACGGAGCACCAUUAAAUCCAUUAUUUAAAAAAAAUAGAAAGAAUAUGGCACCACAACAAACCUGCCAAGAGAGGGCCGCCCACCAAAACUCACAGACCAGGCAAGGAGGGCAUUAAUCAGAGGCAACAAAGAGACCAAAGAUAACCAUGAAGGAGCUGCAACUUUCCACAGCGGAGAUUGGAGGUUCUGUCCAUAGGACAACUUUAAGCCGUACACUCCACAGAGCUGGGCUUUACGGAAGAGUGGCCAGAAAAAAGCCAUUGCUUAAAGAAAAAAUAAGCAAACACGUUUGGUGUUCGCCAAAAGGAAUGUGGGAGACUCCCCAAACAUAUGGAAGAAGGUACUCUGGUCAGAUGAGACUAAAAUUGAGCUUUUUGGCCAUCAAGGAAAACGCUAUGUCUGUCGCAAACCCAACACCUCUCAUCACCCUGAGAACAGCAGGGACUGGGAAACGGGUCAGAAUUGAAGGAAUGAUGGAUGGCGCUAAAUACAGGGAAAUCCUUGAGGGAAACCUGUUUCAGUCUUCCAGAGAUUUGAGUUAAAUGUCUUAGAAUGGGGAAACAUUUAAAUGUUUUGGAAUGGCCUAGUCAAAGCCCAGACCUUAAUCCAAUCUGUGGUAUGACUUAAAGAUUGCUGUACACCAGCGGAACCCAUCCAACUUGAAGGAGCUGGAGCAGUUUUGCCUUGAAGAAUGGAAGUUUUCUUUUUUUGGGUCUUAUUUCUGUUUUGUUUCAAAAUAAAAAAUAUUUUGCAUCUUCAAAGUGGUAGGCAUGUUGUGUAAAUCAAGUGAUACAACCCCCCCCCAAAAAAAUCUAUUUUAAUUCCAGGUUGUAAGGCAACAAAAUAGGAAAAAUGCUAAGGGGGGUACAUACUUUCGCAACCCACUGUACUUGGAUGUAUAGUGUCAGUGUUUGUUGCUGGCAUGUCCUGCCAAAUUGGCUAAUCUUGCCAAUGAAAAAGUAUUAAAGUAAUUGGCAAUAUCAGUGGGUUUUGUUCUGAAUGAGCCAUCUGAUUCAAUGGAUGAUGGAGCUGAGUUUGCCUUUUUGCGCAAAACUUCAUAUAAGGGGCUCCAAAGCUUUUUACUAUCAUUCUUUGUUAUUUCAUAGUGCAGUUUUUUUAUUCUUUUUAUUCAGUUUUGUCACAUUAUUUCUCAAUUUACAGUACAUUUGCCAAUCGGUUGUGCAGCCAGACUUAUUUGCCAUUCCUUGUUAGAUCAGUGGCAAAUAUAUUUGUACAAAAUUGUGGCACAUGAGACGCUUGACUGACCAUGUGAGCCUGUGAGUACUGAUCCAUUGGAGGCUGUCUGGUGGAUGAUCCUUGUGAGCCUGUCUGACUGGACUGAUCCAUUGUGGAGCGCUGAGUGGACUGAUCAUUGUGGAGGCCGUCUGAUGGACUGAUCCAUUGUGGAGGCCUGUCUGAUGGACUGAUCAGUGGCUAAUGGACUGAUCCAUUGGGAGCCUGUUGAGGAUGAUCCUGGGCGUCUGAGUGGACUGAUCCAUUGUGGAGGCCUGUCUGAGUGGACUGUCGAGUGGACGAUCAUUUGGAGGCCUUCUAGUGACGAUUGUGGAGGCCUGUCUAGUGACUGAUCCAUUGUGAGACCUGUCAUGACUGACCAUUGUGGAGCUGCUGAGUGGACGAUCAUGUGGAGGCUGUCUAGUGAUCCAUGUGGAGGCUGCUGAUGGACAUCCAUUGGGAGCUUCCUGAUCAGGGAGCUGUCUGGGCGAACAUUGUGGAGGCUGUUGAGUGGACUGAUCAUUGGAUCCGCAGGAUGGCACACCGACAUUUACGUAAUUACCAUCAUUUAUCAUCUACAAUGUUUGUUUGGUCACGGUAAUUUCUGUUAAUGCAUUCAAUAUAUUAUUUACAUUUACAUUACAUUUACGUCAUUUAGCAGACGCUCUUAUCCAGAGCGACUUACAAAUAGGUGCAUUCACCUUAUAGCCAGUGGGAUAACCACUUUACAAAGUUUUUUUUUUUUUUGGGGGGGGGUAGAAGGAUUACUUUAUCCUAUCCCAGGUAUUCCUUAAAGAGGUGGGGUUUCAAAUGUCUCCGGAAGGUGGUGAGUGACUCCGCUGUCCUGGCGUCGUGAGCGAGCUUGUUCCACCAUUGGGGUGCCAGAGCAGCGAACAGUUUUGACUGGGCUGAGCGGGAACUAUGCUUCCGCAGAGGUAGGGGAGCCAGCAGGCCAGAGGUGGUUGAACGCAGUGCCCUCGUUUGGGUGUAGGGUCUGAUCAGAGCCUGAAGGUACGGAGGUGCCGUACCCCUCACAGCUCCGUAGGCAAGCACCAUGGUCUUGUAGCAGAUGCGAGCUUCAACUGGAAGCCAGUGGAGUGUGCGGAGGAGCGGGGUGACGUGAGAGAACUUGGGAAGGUUGAACACCAGACGGGCUGCGGCAUUCUGGAUGAGUUGUAGGGGUUUAAUGGCACAGGCAGGGAGCCCAGCCAACAGCGAGUUGAAGUAAUCCAGACGGGAGAUGACAAGUGCCUGGAUUAGGACCUGUGCCGCUUCCUGUGUAAGGCAGGGUCGUAGGGUUCCUACGUAGGGUUCCUGUGGCAAAGAGCUUCCUAGGGUUAGAGGCGGAUGCUUGGAAUUUAGAGUGGUAGAAAGUGGCCUUAGCAGCAGAAACAGAUGAAGAAAAUGUAGAGAGGAGGGAGUGAAAAGAUGCCAGGUCCGCAGGGAGUCUAGUUUUCUUCCAUUUCCGCUCAGCUGCCCAGAGCUCUGUUCUGUGAGCUCGCAAUGAGUCAUCAAGCCACAGAGCUGGAGGGGAGGACCGAGCCGGCCGGGAGGAUAGGGGACAUAGAGAGUCAAAGGAUGCAGAAAGGGAGGAGAGGAGGGUUGAGGAGGCAGAAUCAGGAGAUUGGAGGGAGAAGGAUUGAGCAGAGGGAAGAGAUGAUAGGAUGGAAGAGGAGAGAGUAGCGGGAGAGAGAGAGCGACGGUUGCGACGGCGCAUUACCAUCUGUGUAGGGGCAGAGUGAGUAGUGUUGGAGGAGAGGGAGAGAGAAAAGGAUACAAAGUAGUGGUCGGAGACUUGGAGGGGAGUUGCAGUGAGAUUAGUAGAAGAACAGCAUCUAGUAAAGAUGAGGUCAAGCGUAUUGCCUGCCUUGUGAGUAGGGGGGGACGGUGAGAGGGUGAGGUCAAAAGAGGAGAGGAGUGGAAAGAAGGAGGCAGAGAGAAAUGAGUCAAAUGUAGACGUAGGGAGGUUGAAAUCCCCCAGAACUGUGAGGGGUGAGCCAUCCUCAGGAAAGGAACUUAUCAAGGCGUCAAGCUCAUUGAUGAACUCUCCAAGGGAACCUGGAGGGCGAUAGAUGACAAGGAUAUUAAGCUUAAAUGGGCUAGUGACUGUGACAGCAUGGAAUUCAAAUGAGGAGAUAGACAGAUGGGUCAGGGGAAAAAUUGAGAAUGUCCACUUGGGAGAGAUGAGGAUUCCUGUGCCACCACCCCGCUGACCAGAUGCUCUCGGGGUAUGCGAGAACACAUGGUCAGACGAGGAGAGAGCAGCAGGAGUAGCAGUGUUUUCAGUGGUAAUCCAUGUUUCCGUCAGCGCCAAGAAGUCGAGGGACUGGUAGCAUAGGCUGAGAUGAAGUCUGCCUUGUUGGCAGCAGAACGGCAGUUCCAGAGGCUGCCUGAGACCUGGAACUCCACGUGGGUCGUGCGUGCAGGGACCACCAGGUUAGAGAGGCAGCAGCCACGCGGUGUGAGGCGUUUCCAGUCUGACCGUUGUCAUUGUAGGACACGUUGUUUGCACAGUCACAACCUAUACUAAACUUGUGAGAAUCUUUUGGGGUUUAUUUAUUUCAUUCCAUUUAUGAGUUGUCUAUUUAUUUAUUGUCUUUUGUUUGGAGCGCUCCUGUCAAUCUUGAGUAAGGACACGUACCUGAUUACGCAUAUAGAAGUAGGACUAGUCUACCUGGCCUGAGCGCAAAUGUAGGCCUAUAAAUGUCCCCAUUUGGGGAUCUGAUACUAUUUCUGAAUGUCUUAACUUAACAUCACUGAGCAUCUCAAAUAAAUGUUUUCUUCGCCUCAAACUGCAAGUAAAUUAAGUUUGUUUCUACAUCCAUUGAGAAUGACAAUAGUUACUCAACGUAAUCUUUCCAGCAAUCUCCAUUUCGAUUACCACUCAGCAUGAAAGGGGAAAGAAAUGUCAUGCUCUGAUCUGGUGGAAACGUCAUAAAAUAGUCCUACCUGAUUACUACUUAUCCCUUGUGCAAAUAGCCUCCAGCUGUGUCUGUCCCAUAAAUAGCCUCCAGCUGUGUCUGUCCCAUAAAUAGCCUCCAGCUGUGUCUGUCCCAUAAAUAGCCUCCAGCUGUGUCUGUCCCAUAAAUAGCCUCCAGCUGUGUCUGUCCCAUAAAUAGCCUCCUGCUGUGUCUGUCCCAUAAAUAGCCUCCAGCUGUGUCUGUCCCAUAAAUAGCCUCCAGCUGUGUCUGUCCCAUAAAUAGCCUCCAGCUGUGUCUGUCCCAUAAAUAGCCUCCAGCUGUGUCUGUCCCAUAAAUAGCCUCCAGCUGUGUCUGUCCCAUAAAUAGCCUCCAGCUGUGUCUGUCCCAUAAAUAGCCUCCAGCUGUGUCUGUCCCAUAAAUAGCCUCCAGCUGUGUCUGUCCCAUAAAUAGCCUCCUGCUGUGUCUGUCCCAUAAAUAGCCUCCAGCUGUGUCUGUCCCAUAAAUAGCCUCCAGCUGUGUCUGUCCCAUAAAUAGCCUCCUGCUGUGUCUGUCCCAUAAAUAGCCUCCAGCUGUGUCUGUCCCAUAAAUAGCCUCCAGCUGUGUCUGUCCCAUAAAUAGCCUCCAGCUGUGUCUGUCCCAUAAAUAGCCUCCAGCUGUGUCUGUCCCAUAAAUAGCCUCCAGCUGUGUCUGUCCCAUAAAUAGCCUCCAGCUGUGUCUGUCCCAUAAAUAGCCUCCAGCUGUGUCUGUCCCAUAAAUAGCCUCCAGCUGUGUCUGUCCCAUAAAUAGCCUCCUGCUGUGUCUGUCCCAUAAAUAGCCUCCUGCUGUGUCUGUCCCGAGCUCACUGGCAGGGAACUGAGGGCCCAGAAUAUUUGAUACAAUGUUGCAAGUUUUUUUGUUGUUGUUGAGGACAGCCCUAGAUCCAAGACACUGAGACAUUGGUGUUAGAUCAAUACACUGAGACAAUGGUGUUAGAUCAAUACACUGAGACAGUACACUGAAACAUUGGUGUUAGAUCAAUACACUGAAACAUUGGUGUUAGAUCAAUACACUGAGACAUUGGUGUUAGAUCAAGACACUGAGACAAUGGUGUUAGAUCAGUACACUGAAACAUUGGUGUUAGAUCAAUACACUGAAACAUUGGUGUUAGAUCAAUACACUGAAACAUUGGUGUUAGAUCAAUACACUGAGACAUUGGUGUUAGAUCCGAGGCGUGAGUAUUAGAACCAACAAAUUUUUUAUGCACCAGGAAAUAUGUACUCCUGAGUGGCGCAGUGGUCUAAGGCACUGCAUAGCAGUGCUAACUGUGCCACUAGAGAUCCUGGUUCGAAUCCAGACUCAUGGGCGGCGCAUAAUUGGCCCAGCGUCGUCCAGGGUAGGGGAGGGAAUGGCCGGCAGGGAUGUAGCUCAGUUGAUAGAGCAUGGCGUUUGCAACGCCAGGGUUGUGGGUUCGAUUCCCACGGGGGGCCAGUAUAAAAAAGUAUGUAUUCACUAACUGUAAGUCGCUCUGGAUAAGAGCGUCUGCUAAAUGACUAAAAUGUAAUUUUUUUUUAAUGUAAUGUAUAUCCAACUGUUAUUUUCUAACAGGUAAUAAACACACUCUUAUCUCUCUGUUGAUGAGCAGGUCUGCAGUCGAUCCCCCCCCAUGGAGGGAAGUUGGAGAUAGCCGGAAUGGUGGUGGGGCAGUGGGCCGGGAACAAACCACUGCGUGGCAGAGGGGGGUUCAACAUGCAGGUGGUGUCGGUCGGGGCAGGGAGAGGGUAAGACACUGCUGCUCUUUAAAUUAAACUGUCUCUAUACUUACUUGAGUCUAUAAUAUACAUUUUUACUGAUUGCUCUCUCUCUCUCUCUCUCUCCUCCCCCCCCCCCCCCCCCCCCCCCCCCCCCCCAGAAGGGGUAAGGACAUCCCAGUGAAAGGAGGGCGAGGAGGUAAAAAGGUAACUGCCAACAGAAUAAAGGUCUGACAUCACAAUAAGGUCAAGCCAUAGAAUAAGCGGUGUCGUCACACUAAAUGUAAAGACACCAGUUAGAUGUAGCUUUAAAUAAGCAUUAAGUUUUCUCUCUCUCUCCUUCCCUCCAGACCUCACCCCCCCCCUCCACCAGCCCCCCCAAGUCCUCUGAGGGGGAGGGGCUUAACUCUGGGGGUGUGGCCCAGAAGCUGAACGGCAGCCCUGCAGCCUCUGCUAUUGGCCAGCCUCUGGAUUUGCCCCCACUGGCCCAGCCAACCCCGUGUGCCUUAGCCAGCAAAGACAACCAAUCAGAGGAGGCCCCUUGUUGCCUUGACGGCUGUCCGUCAGACGGAAUGUAAUGAAGGAGUUGUGACUAGGCUUUCCCAGGAUGCAACAGGGUGUUCUGAAAGUGCCGUCUGUGUUCCACUGCCUUCCCCUGUCUUUCUGUUAGCCCCGCCCACCAACACACCAACCAGGAAGUCAGAGAGGGGGAGGUGCUCUCCUCCAUCAGUCGAUUUGGUUGGUUGAUGGAUGUGUUCCGCUAGCCUUUCCCCCCCCCUCUCUGCUUCUCCGUGUGAUUGGUUUGGCAGAGCAGUAAGCCCCACCCCUUAAUUUUGUCAUGUGGUUUUAUUUUAACGAUGAGAGGUUUUUCUCCAUGAGUCCAUUUGUCUGUAAGCCCCGUCUCCACCCCAUAACCCCUGACCCCUAAAGCCCCGCCCCCAUGGCCCAUCGCUAUUGUAGCACCAGCACACUCUCUCAUAAUGUUCUAAUGAUCCCUCCCUAGUGUUAGUAUUGAUAGUGAAUCUACACUCCCCUACCAGGGUCCGCACGGUUAGACCUCUACUACGGUGUUUAGUAGUUGUAGUGUGUUUGACACUCCACACACACUAACGUUGACACUAAACUCACACUGUUGGCUAGUCUGUUAGUUCCGGUGCCUGGGUUAUUA
Messenger RNA from Coregonus sp. 'balchen', 11022 nucleotides. The record is from the annotation of a GenBank genome assembly. Lineage: Eukaryota; Metazoa; Chordata; Actinopteri; Salmoniformes; Salmonidae.